This is a messenger RNA of Aspergillus saccharolyticus JOP 1030-1, 1395 nucleotides long. RefSeq names its product Zn(II)2Cys6 transcription factor. NCBI's taxonomy places the organism in Eukaryota, Fungi, Ascomycota, Eurotiomycetes, Eurotiales, Aspergillaceae. Gene Ontology annotation, biological process: regulation of DNA-templated transcription. Gene Ontology annotation, molecular function: zinc ion binding; DNA-binding transcription factor activity, RNA polymerase II-specific. The transcript is spliced from 3 exons. The record is from RefSeq and is a predicted model, not a curated record. The coding region runs from base 1 to 1395 and encodes 464 amino acids.
AUGGUAGCUCGCAGCAAAGGUUGCGCACUUUGCGUACAUCGUCGGGUCAAGUGCGACCAACGACAACCUGGCUGCGCGAAAUGCGAAACCUACGGCGAGCCUUGCCCUGGAUAUGCCCCGCGCUUCAAAUUCGUCGCCGGGAAGCCAUACCGCUCUCAACGCCGUCCGAAGCCAGGCUCGUCCCAGGAUGGCUCGGCCCCAGAAUCAGUUGCUGUCGUCCGAUCCCAGUCUCCGCGGCAACAACAGCCAAACCAGCGGGGCAGUUGCCUAUCACUCGCGUCAGCUGAUGUGCAUAUGAGCCAGUGCCUCGAAAUCUUGACUCAGGAACUUUCUAAGCCGUUUUCUGCAAGCUCGGCGCAUGUCACCUCGUGCUGGUUUAGGGUUCUGCCCACCGUCUACGGACGCAAUCGAACCUUGGACUUGACGAUCAAAUCCUUCGCAGCCCACCACCUGGGCAAUAUGACGAGCGAUCCGCAAGCGGUGCAUUAUGCAAGACAGUUGUAUGUUGAGUCUUUGUAUCGAUUGCGGGCCUCGUUAAAUAGCUCCCGGGAAUGUUAUUCGUCCGAAGUGUUUUGUGCUGUGUUGCUUCUGUGCCUGUACGAGCUGUUCACGAACGUACAUGACGCAGAUGCUUGGAUGAAACAUGCCAAGGGAUUGAGUCAGUUAGUGGAGCUCAGAGGAGCCACCCGCUAUCAUACAGCGCUCGACCAUGUGUUACUCAAGGCCUCUCGGGGCUUGGUUGUCAUGUACUCCCUCUUCUCAGGACAGAGCUGUUUCCUAUCAUCGGAAGAAUGGCACGCCGUGAUGAAGCAGCACCCGAAUAUCGGCUUGGGCGCCGAAUUUGCGGACUUGAUCGAACAGUUCUUCGCCUACUUCACCUUCGCACCUGGUCUUGUGCAUGAGCUUUAUAGCCUAAGAGACGCUGAUCAUGGCGAGCCAAAAAUUGUCGCCAAAGCGGGUGAAUUGCUUGUUCGUACCUUGACCAUGAAGAGUAAACUGUGUGCAUGGUUUGUUGGGUUCUCAAAAGUCGUGCCUGUUCCCCAUGAAACUCGAUCUUUCCCGGCGGACCUCUGCUAUCCAGUUGUACUUGAGUACGCGGAUGAGAACUCUGCAUCGAUUUACUGCGCGUAUUACUCUUACAUGGUCAUUAUACACGAAAUCCUGAGGGUCUGUGGGUACCCAGGUGAGCACGCCGCCGCUGUUGUCUACUUUCGCGACCAGAUCUGCAAGUCGGUUGAGUACAAUGCUCGAGGCCUGUUGGGGCCAUACCGCAUGGGAUUUCCCUUGAGGGUCGCCUACGAAGUUGCGGAUCCUUCUACGAAGGCUUGGAUUGAGGGUCGUCUGGAGAUCCUCUCAAAAGUCUAUGCAGCUGUGCGUCCAGAGAACUUCGGAUAA